GUGGAGCCAUCAAAGAAGGACCACACACUGCCAGUGCUCCCCCCCUUCACAGUGCAGAACGACACGCCCGACACGCUCACCAUGCGCCGCAUGGACCGCAUGCUGCAUCCCUUCGCCAUGCCGCCCGAGGACUUCCCGCCGCCCGUGCAGCCACAGGGCUUCUCCGGCCUCUUCCUCAAGGGCACUGUCUUCGAGCGCAUCCCCUGGAAAGGAGGGGUAGGGGGCAGUGGAGGCCGCGGGGCAGAGGAGGGUGCGUUGGUGAGUGCGGUGGGUGGUGAAGGGGAGGCUGCAGUGGGUGGUGCAGUGGAGGGUGCGGGUGGUGCAGUGGAGGGUGUGGGUGGUGCAGUGGAGGGUGCGGGUGGUGCAGUGGAGGGUGGGUGUAGACAGUGA
This is a messenger RNA of Closterium sp. Yama58-4, 390 nucleotides long. Lineage: Eukaryota; Viridiplantae; Streptophyta; Zygnematophyceae; Desmidiales; Closteriaceae. The record is from the annotation of a GenBank genome assembly.